CACAUCAUGUGACAUCCACUUUCCCCCAGUUGCAAAAGCCCUAAUUUUCUCAGUUCGCGUUUUUCAACAACUGGUUCAUUUUCCAUACACGCUGCCGUUUAGCCCAUUUUCACCCACACUUUCUCUCUCUCCAGACAAAAAGAAAACAACUUUACCCCCUCCCUUUCCCUCCAUUGCCGCCGCCGCCCUCCGCCGCCCCAACCCCCUCUGCUGCUGCUGCUACUGCUUUCUUCAAUCUUUACCACUAUCCAUUAUCUUCACCUCUAACCUCAGGAAGUUAAUUUCAUCGAUAUCACCAAUUGUUGUUGUUGUUGUUGUUGUUGUUAUUGUUCUGAUUAUGGGUCAAUUGGGUUUUGAAAAAUGUACGGAAGAAACAGGGAGAAAUCAAGAUUUUUCCAAAAAAUGGACUGAUUGUUUAGAUGAAUCUUGUGCUAAUAAGCCAGAAACUGAGCAAUCUCUCGGGCCUAUAACUCCUGCAAAUAAAGAGAAUGGGGAUUUUUCUUUGGAUCUUAGUUCUCCACUCACCGUAGUGAAAAAAGUCCCUAAAGCACUAAUCUUUGAUUCUAAUACCAACCAAAAUCAAGACCCACUCACCAAUAUUGAUAGCUCUAGUAGCCCCAGAACGCCAAAGGAUGGCGUUUUUGAUCCGUUUGCUCCUGGUCCUGAAGACAAGGCCUGGGCUCCCCAGUGCAAGAAAUACUCUGAUGAAGCGAGGAGCAGUGUUGCUAGACGGCUUAAUUUCAGUUCUUCCUUCAAAGGUUUGGGUGAUGAAUGUGCUGGUGAUUGUGUGGAGUCUAUUUCGGAUGAGCAGAUGUUUGAGUCAGUAUAUGAGAAUCUCUUAGAGGCUAUUGUCUCUAAGCAAACUGAGUGUUCUCUUGCUGAACUAUCAAAAAUGGAAUUAGAUUCGGAUAGUUGUUUGACGCCUUCUUCAGCUCCACGAUUAACUGGAGUUGCUGAUGCUUGCCCUGGUGCUCCUAUGAAACCAACAGGUAAAUCAAGGAUUAUCGAUUUGGGAUUAUGCAGGAAGCUUGAAUUCUAACAGCAAGGACUUGUAUGAUUAUUUUGCUCUGUUGCAAUUAUGACACUGCGCUGAUGACUAAUUCUGCAAGCUGGCAUUAUAUAUUAUUUUGAAGCUCUAACUACUGUGCCUCAUAAGUUUAACUUGUGGUUCUUACAGAUUUAUUUUGACAGGAAAUUUUAGCUGUCUGACCAAGAUCAAUGUAGUGGUAACUUGUAUAGGAAUUACUGACGCUAUGGCAUCUUUGAAAAUUUGCAAAUGUUCCUUUUUUAGACUGCUAUAAGUGUUCUUUUUAUGUGCAUGUUGUGUUACGCAUUCUGUUAGUCUGUACAUUCAUAAACAUGAAAUCUUCGCUUCUACAUCUGGUGUCAUUAUGUUUGAGCCAAAUGUUGACUGAAUUUGGUGACCAAAGUAGCUAGCUGUUUGUCCAUUAAUUGAUGAAGAGAAUGAAGAAAUAGGUGGAUGUGAAGAUCAUCGAUAAAUUGGUUGAUAAAGGAGUUGUUAUGUCCAAGCGAACAGGGUACUCUAUUCUAUCAACUUUUGUAGAAGCUUUCUUUCUCUGUAUCUUCAAGUUCUUAAUGAGUAAAGCACAUCUUUGUAUCCAACUGCAUCGCAGAACUUUUCAUUGUGCAGCAAAAGUACCGCCUUACUUUGCUACUACUUAGAACCUUAUGUACGAAUAAGACCACUCCAUUAGCUAAUCUAAAUGUCCAGUUUUUCCAUGUCUUUAUCUCUGUUGUUGAUUUUGAUAUUAUCUGUACCAUUCCGUCAGGGACAAGAUUCUGUAUUUGUAUUUAAUUUAUCAAAAAGCUUAAACAGGAAAAAAGUACUGCAGAAUGUUGUACACUUUAAUAAUAUUUUUUUUGUUGUUAUACCCUA
Molecule: messenger RNA, 1897 nt
Organism: Ricinus communis (castor bean)
Lineage: Eukaryota; Viridiplantae; Streptophyta; Magnoliopsida; Malpighiales; Euphorbiaceae
Product: cyclin-dependent protein kinase inhibitor SMR11
Exons: 2
Coding region: 338-1039 (233 amino acids)
Source: RefSeq, a predicted model, not a curated record